AUUCCCACUUUCCCUGUCCCAUGACUCCCUGCUUUCCCCAUUCCCGUGCCAUUCCCACUCUUCCCAUUCCCGUGACACUUCGCGCGUGUCCCGUUCCCAGCUACAACCCCGACCUGGACUCGGAUCCCUUCGGCGAGGACGGCAGCCUCUGGUCCUUCAAUUACUUCUUCUACAACAAGAGGCUGAAGAGGAUCGUCUUCUUCACCUGCCGCUCCAUCAGUGGCUACGCCUACACCCGCCCGGACACCGGGAACGAGCUGGACAUGGACCUGGGCGAGGGGGACACCGAGAAGGGCGACAGCGGCGACCCCGAGGGCGGCGGCAUCGAGGAGGACAGGCCACAGGUGAUGUGCAUGUGAGAUUCCCGGCUGGAUCCGAGAAACCGGGAACGGAACCGGCAACGGGAACAGAACCAGCAAUGGGACUGGAAAUGGACUGGGAAAGAAACCAGCACUGGGAACGGGACCGGGAACGGAACCAGGACCGGAACGGGGACUGGGAACGGAACCGGGACUGGGAAGCACACCAGCACCGGGACUGGAACCGGGACGAGAACCAGGACUGGGAACCAAACCAGCACCGGGAACGGAACCGGGAAUGGGAACGGAACCAGGAACAGAAUUGGCACUGGGAAUGGAACUGGGAAUGGAACCAGCACUGAGAACAGAACCAGGACUGGGAACAGAACCAGGACCAGAACUGGGACUGGGAAUGGAACCAGGACUGGGAACGGGGCUGGGAAUGGAACCAGGACCAGAACCAGGACUGGGAACGGAACCAGGACCGGAACCGGGACUGGGAAUGGAACCAGAACUGGGAACAGAACUGGGAAUGGAACCAGAACUGGGAACACAACCAGGACCGUAACCAGCACUGGGAACGGAACCAGUACCAGGAAAGGAACUGGGAAUGGAAACAGAACUGGGAGUGGAACCAG
This is a messenger RNA of Passer montanus (Eurasian tree sparrow), 937 nucleotides long. It is a transcript of the gene MAF1, whose product is annotated as MAF1 homolog, negative regulator of RNA polymerase III. Bases 21 to 359 code for a protein of 112 amino acids. Gene Ontology annotation, molecular function: RNA polymerase III core binding. The transcript has 3 exons. Lineage: Eukaryota; Metazoa; Chordata; Aves; Passeriformes; Passeridae. Gene Ontology annotation, biological process: negative regulation of transcription by RNA polymerase III. Gene Ontology annotation, cellular component: nucleus. The record is from RefSeq and is a predicted model, not a curated record.